This is a messenger RNA of Tinamus guttatus (white-throated tinamou), 1794 nucleotides long. The record is from RefSeq and is a predicted model, not a curated record. Lineage: Eukaryota; Metazoa; Chordata; Aves; Tinamiformes; Tinamidae.
AUGCCCCUCGAGGGUUGGGGGGUGGUGGGGGCUGGGGCUGGCAGCGGCGGCGCGUGCCCUGCCAAGCGCGGGGACGAGCAGAGGCGCACGCUGCCUCCGAGCAUCCCUGCCCGCCAGCCACGCGCCUCUGCUGCGCCUCUGCUCCCGCUGUCCCUCCUGUGCUACCCCAGCGGCAGAGCGGAGACGGGACUCACUCCCGAGGCCAAUAAGUUGGUAAGCAGCUUGAAAAACAUGCCACAGCUGCAUGACGAAGCGUACGCCCAGGAAAAAAGGCUGUACGACUGCCAUGAGUAUCCAGAUAAGACACUGGUGCUCCCCACCUCUAAGCAAAACAAAAGAAUUAUCUACACAAUCCUGGAGCUCUCACCAUUGCUUGAUUCUUCCAACAUGACUCCAGAGGACUGGGCCAAAAUUGCAAGGAAACUUGAGGAGCACUAUGAAAAGUACGACGGCUUUGUGAUUCUUCAUGGUACUGAUACAAUGGCCUAUACAGCGUCAGCCUUAUCCUUCAUGUUUGAGAAUCUGGGCAAAACUGUGGUUAUGACAGGAUCUCAGGUGCCCCUGUAUGAGUUGAGGAACGAUGGCCGAGCCAACCUACUGGGAGCCCUGCUCUUUGCUGGGCAGUUCGUGAUUCCUGAGGUGUGCCUGUAUUUUUAUAAUAAACUGUACAGGGGAAAUCGGGUGACUAAGGUGGAUGCUGGGAGUUUCAAUGCCUUUUCCUCACCUAACCUGCCUCCACUUGCAAAUGCUGAGGUUGAUAUUAAAAUAAAUUGGGACACAGUGUGGAGAGCCAACACCAAAAAGAGAUUUCGAGUUCACACCAAUAUGAACAGGAACGUUGGGCUUCUGCGAAUCUUCCCCGGAAUCACCGCAGCUGCUGUAAAAGCAUUUCUUCAGCCUCCAAUUGAGGGCAUCGUACUUGAAACUUACGGAAGUGGCAAUGCCCCAAAUAACAGGGCAGACUUGCUGCAAGAACUGAAGAAAGCGACUGAGCGCGAAGUGGUGAUUCUGAACUGCACCCAGUGCUUACGGGGGUCUGUUACAACAGUCUAUGCUACGGGGCAGACUCUCGCUGAUGUUGGAAUAAUUCCUGGAGGAGAUAUGACACCAGAGGCAGCCCUAGCUAAACUAUCAUACACGCUCAGCAAGUGUGAACUUACCUGGGAGGAGAAGAGGCAGAUGCUGAGUGAGAAUCUAAGAGGAGAAAUGACUGUUGUACCCACAGGAGACAAGAUCUCUCUGAGAGAUAGCAAGUUUAUUCAAGUGAUUGCCAAAUCUCUGAGUAUCAGCUGCAAGGAGGAGUUAGAAGCCGUAAGAGAUGCAUUGCUUCCACCUUUGGCUUGUGCUGCAGCUAAGCUGGGUGACAUAGAUGCUCUAAGAGCCAUAAAAGAAAUGGGUGGAAAUCUGAGCUGUGAAGACUACGAUGGCCGAACACCACUUCAUAUUGCAGCCUCUGAAGGGCAUUUACCACUAGUGGAGUAUUUGUUGAUGUCUGGUGCCACUGUUUAUGCUAGAGACAGAUAUGGAUCUACCCCACUGACGAAUGCAAUCCAGUUCAGACGCAUGGAGGUGAUUAAUUUACUACGAGAAACUGGAGCUCACCUUUCAAGCCAUGACUUGGAGAACACUGGAACAAUACUCUGCAGCCUUGCCGCUAAAGGUGAUGUGGAGGGGCUGUAUGCCUGGUACCAAGCCGGGGCAGACCUGCAGCAAGCUGGCUAUGAUGGCAAGAAUGCCCUCCAAGUAGCAAAGGCUACAGGGCAUACGAAGGUUCUUGACUUCUUUAGACAUUAG